Molecule: messenger RNA, 3201 nt
Organism: Hyla sarda
Lineage: Eukaryota; Metazoa; Chordata; Amphibia; Anura; Hylidae
Gene: BTBD9
Product: BTB domain containing 9
Exons: 11
Coding region: 622-2427 (601 amino acids)
Biological process (GO): modulation of chemical synaptic transmission; circadian behavior; adult locomotory behavior
Molecular function (GO): protein binding
Source: RefSeq, a predicted model, not a curated record
CGUUAUUCCAUUCAUUUUACUGUUAUGGAUCUGUAAUGAAUUACAAGGUGAGGAUAAAAAAAAAACAUAAAAAAAAACAUAAAAGUUGAAAUUGGCCUCAUCCUCAGGGGGUCAAGACCAUCACUCCUGGAUCAACCUGUGCUCAGACAGUGUUUCCCAACCAGGGUGCCUCAGCAAAACUACAACUCCCAGCAUGCCCGGAGAGCCAAAGACUAAAACUGGAGGCGAGCGACCAGAAAAAAAAUAAACAGUUAAUUAGCUGAGGUGAGAAAUAGUCACAUGAUCCGGCUGCUGGAGACACCUACGAUCACGUGACUUCUCACCCCUGAGUCGCCUGCGGUCACGUGACUCGCGAGGCGGCCUUGUUCUUCAGAGGUGACCGUACCAUAUAGAUCUGUGUGACGUACAGGUGUUGUUGCUUAAAAUAAGAAACCAACGAGAGUUCACUCCGCUACCGCCCGACACCGCUUAAUAUUUGUGGGCUACACUUGCCAGGAGUAAACAUGUCCGCCCCGCGCUGAAUCGUCAUGACGUCAUGCCGUAGUCGGCAAUCGGUGGGCCGGGCCCGGUGAGGUGUAGGAGAGAGCUGUCAGUGCGGCCGAGCUGCGGUUCUGUGCCAGGAUGAGUAACAGCCACCCCCUGCGCCCGUACACCGCGGUGGGCGAGAUCGAUCACGUGCACAUCUUGUCGGAGCACGUGGGCGCGCUGAUCAAUGGCGAGGAGUACAGCGACGUCACCUUCAUCGUGGACAAGAUGAGGUUCCCAGCACACAGGGUCAUUCUCGCCGCCCGCUGCCAGUACUUCAGGGCGCUGUUGUAUGGCGGGAUGCGGGAGUCUCGUCCGGAGGCGGAGAUCACCCUGCAGGACACCAGCGCAGACGCCUUCUCCAUGCUGAUGAAGUACAUGUACACCGGCCGGGCCAGCCUGCGCGAUGAGCGGGAGGAGGUGCUGCUCGACUUCCUGAGUCUGGCUCACAAGUAUGGCUUUCCCGAGCUGGAGGACUCCACGUCCGAGUACCUGUGCACCAUCCUGAAGACCCAGAACGUGUGUAUGAUCUACGACGUGGCCAGCCUCUACUCCCUGUCCAAGCUAUCCUCCACCUGCUGCACGUUCAUGGACCGCAACGCCCAGGACGUCCUGUCCAGUGAUGGCUUCCUGACCAUCUCCAAGGCCGCGCUCCUGGACAUUGUGCGCAGAGACUCGUUCGCUGCCCCGGAGAAGGAGAUCUUCCAGUCUCUGAUGCGCUGGUGCAGACAUAAUCCCAAAGAGAACCACUCGGAGAUCAUGGCCGCCGUGCGCCUUCCUCUGAUGAGCCUCACGGAGCUGCUCAACGUGGUCAGACCGUCCGCGCUGCUCACUCCAGACUCCAUCUUGGACGCCAUUAAAGUGCGAUCAGAGAGUCGGGACAUGGACCUCAACUACCGCGGGAUGUUAAUCCCGGAGGAGAACAUCGCCACCAUGAAGUACGGAGCGCAGGUGGUGAAGGGGGAGCUGAAGUCGGCCCUGCUGGAUGGUGACACGCAGAACUACGACCUAGAUCAUGGAUUCUCGCGGCACCCGAUCGAAGACGACUGCCGCUCAGGGCUGGAGGUGAAGCUGGGGCAGCCGUCCAUCAUAAACCAUGUGCGCCUCCUGCUCUGGGACAGGGACAGCCGGUCCUAUUCCUACUACAUUGAAGUCUCUAUGGAUGAAUUGGACUGGAUCAGAAUUGUUGAUCACUCAAAAUUCUACUGCCGAUCCUGGCAGAAACUCUACUUUACAGCCCGGGUGUGCAGAUACGUCCGGAUUGUGGGGACCCAUAACACCGUCAAUAAAGUCUUCCAUCUGGUGGCGUUCGAGUGCAUGUUCACCCACAAGAGCUUCACCCUGGAGCAAGGCCUGAUCGUUCCCACAGAAAAUGUCGCCACCGUCGCCGAAUGUGCCAGCGUGAUCGAGGGAGUAAGCCGGAGCCGCAACGCUCUGCUGAAUGGAGACACCAAAAAUUACGACUGGGACUCUGGGUACACCUGCCACCAGCUGGGGAGCGGAGCCAUCGUCGUCCAACUGGCGCAACCGUACAUGAUCGGCUCAAUCAGGUUAUUGCUGUGGGAUUGUGAUGACCGAAGUUACAGCUACUACAUCGAGGUGUCCACCGACCAGCAGCAGUGGACGAUGGUGGCCGAUCGCACAAAGGUUCCCUGCAGGUCAUGGCAGACAAUCAACUUUGACCGACGACCGACAUGUUUCAUCAGGAUCGUAGGGACCCACAACACUGCAAAUGAGGUUUUCCACUGCGUCCACUUCGAGUGUCCGGCGCCGACCAUCAGCCACAAGGAGGAGAGCGCGGAGGAGAGUCCAUUGGGGGAGCAAACGGUGUCCAUAACCCUACGGGUCCCGAACUCUCUGCACUCAGGGACCGAUCAGAGCGGCCGGGGCCACGCGCACUAAGACCACAGCACUCCCUCCCCGGGGACAUCUUGGCGGCGUCACGUUUUUGUUUUUUUUUUGUCAUCUCUCCGUAACCCUGACUCUGCAUUCCCAAGGACACCGCCGCCGACCUCUCGUGAAUGCGUAAAAGAUCCCAGGAGAGAAAAUUGCUGUUCAAUCUUCAUCAAGACGCUUAUUUGCGCCCUUCCCCCCCACCUCUCCGGCCCCCGACCGCCGCGUCCGUAGAGAACGUCAGCCGGUAAUUGACCAGAUUGUUGUUGAGAUUUGUGGCGCCGCCGCUAAUUGAGAGAUGUAUUAGUUUCUGACUAAGUCGGAUUCGCCUCCUCUAUUCGGUUCCCUCUAUUGAUUUUUUAUUUUUUUUCGAAACGGUUCCAUUCGCCGACCCCAUCCCCCUCGCCUCCCGCGCCGGUUAUCGUACAGAUUGUUUUACCAGCCUGUCACAUGUCGUCGGCAGAAGCCUCAGAAAACAAACCACCCACAGAGACAACUCCGGAUAUAAAUAGCGCCUGACUCGCUGGAGCAGAAACCUGUUUCCGAGCACUAAAUACGAGCGGCGGUGGUGGCGCCCGCCUGAGAACUGAUAAACCUGCGCGCUAAUGUGUAUUUAUAGACAGAGUCAAGACUGCGGAACCACCUCUCUGUGUGAGGUCGCUGGAUGUAACUGUCUCAUAUUCGGACGCCAUCUUGGAUCGGAGUAGACUGGCCCAGUAUACAUAUAGGAGGUUGAUGUACGAAUUGUCGUUUUUGCACUAAAACGGUGGUCGCCGAACUGUG